GGCCCCAAGUCUACUAAAAGCAUUAGAGUAAAAUUGGAUGUCGAUUGUAUGUCGACAGCGCAAAAUGACACAUUUGGCAGUCUUGUAUUUUUUAAGAGCAUAGUGUCAGCUCGAUGGAAGCCACCGUGAAGCCACUCAUAAUACAUUGAACAACACGCUAGUCCACUGACAAGUGCCACACCGAUAUCGUCUCUCGGGUGACAAUUUUCCUAGUCCACUAUUUAUUGACGUUUCCGUCAGUUGCUUCAUUAUGGUUUAUCUGUCAAAAAUCACCAUUCUGAGGCCAUUGAGCAGAUACACCUAAUAUACACGUAUUGUCACGGUGUCGUUGUUUGUUGAUACGUUGUCAAUAUGGAUCGAUUCAAUUUGCGGUGGGAAAUGCUGAUAUUAGCAGACAGAGUGGAUAGAGGUCGGCGGGAGUUGAAGGAGCGGCGUCGAAAUCGCGCCUUCAUGAGGCGGAAUGUCGAUCCUUUCGUAAGUUUGCCGGACUCGGAGUUUGUCAAGACAUUUCGCCUCAGUAAGGAUGUGGUGAAGGAGAUUGCCGCGGAUUUAACUCCCCUGAUAGCCAAAGAACGCAGGCAAGAUGGUAUAUCUGUUAUGAUGAAGAUACUGAUUGCAUUAACAUUUUACGCAACGGGCUCCUACCAAACUUUGGUUGGCCAAAGUGCGAUACAUAAUGUAUCCCAAAAAACAGUUUCAAGGGCAUUGAGGCAAGUGACUGCGGCAUUGAAUGAUGCCAGGAUAAUACAAAAAUAUUUAAAAUGGCCAAUGCAGUCAACUGAACGGACUGCAAUCAAAGCAAGAUUUUAUGAAAUAUUUAAAAUCCCAGGGGUACUAGGCUGCAUUGAUGGCACACACAUAGCCAUUUUAAGACCUAUUGAACAUGAGGAGCGGUAUUUUAACCGAAAGGGAUAUCAUUCGCUUAAUGUUAUGAUUUAUCCUGUUUUUUUACAGAUCUGCGACUCUGAGCUGAAUAUUUUAUGUGUGGAUGCUAGUACCCCGGGAUCAGCCCAUGACUCCAAUGUGUGGCAAAGCCAUCCACUGUGUCAGCACUUGACAGAGGCGGCUAGGAAUGGUGACCAUGUGUUUUUAUUAGGUGAUAGCGGCUAUCCCUUAAGGAGGACAAUGGUCACCCCAAUUUUAAAUACAGUGGAAGGCACACCCCAACAUAAUUUUUAUAACCUCCAUGUGACUGCACGUAAUUGUGUGGAGCGCUGCAUUGGUGUACUGAAGGCCAGAUUCAGAUGUCUACUUGCGGCACGUGCCCUCCACUAUGACCCAAUCAUGGCAGGGAAAAUAGUCAAUGCAUGAUGUGUUUUGCACAAUAUAGCAAACAAAACUGGUGCACCCGUGCCAUUCCUGACACCAGAGGAAGUUGAAGCC
Molecule: messenger RNA, 1383 nt
Organism: Plutella xylostella (diamondback moth)
Lineage: Eukaryota; Metazoa; Arthropoda; Insecta; Lepidoptera; Plutellidae
Product: putative nuclease HARBI1
Source: RefSeq, a predicted model, not a curated record